Messenger RNA from Alternaria conjuncta, 1737 nucleotides. RefSeq lists its product as uncharacterized. Gene Ontology annotation, molecular function: protein binding. Bases 1 to 1737 code for a protein of 578 amino acids. The record is from RefSeq and is a predicted model, not a curated record. The transcript has 4 exons. NCBI's taxonomy places the organism in Eukaryota, Fungi, Ascomycota, Dothideomycetes, Pleosporales, Pleosporaceae.
AUGUCUACAGACCCGAUGGACAUCUCGGGACAGCCACCCACAUAUCCACCCAAUCUCCUGGGCAUUCCGACAGAACUUCAACUGAGGAUCGUUGAUCAUAUAACCCUGAAGAGCGAUCUCACAUCACUGUGUAGGACAUGCUCAGCUCUGCGUGUUCUCGCGAAUCCGCUUCUAUAUAGGCGCAUCGUUCUGCGCCUAUGGAGUCAGCGUGCGGUCGAUCGUCUCAACAAGUCCAAUUUCGCAGGUGCUGGCUUACAUUACCAGCACACGAAGGAGGUUAUCAUCGAAGACGAAGCGAUUGGCGAAGAACUCUACACGAUACAUACCGGACGGAUCUGUCCACCUAUUCUGGAUCGUCGGAGUAAUGCUACUUACCUAACUGAGUCUGAGAAAGACAACGCCGCCUACGCGUUUCUGCAAACCAUGCAUCAUAACCAAUUAGAACGCUUAUGGUACCAUUCGCGGCGGCCUCUCUCGGCAGUGGUUAGAAAUCAUCUGCGCCACUACCAGACGAAAAUACAAGACCUACGAAUAGGCUUAUACACCGAUCCCGGAUCGCCCGACGUACUACCCCAGAUACUCUGUGGUCUGCAACGCCUCGAUCUUUAUGUCGAUAAUUCAACAAGCCUCAUUCUGUUGUACAUGAACAUCGAAGCCGUGGGCGCCAACUUGAAAUCGUUGUCGCUGACAGCAGCCAAUUCCAUGGAUAUCAGUACGGAACUGGAUGCCUGGGCAAUGGGCGAGGAGAACGAAUACACCCAAUGCACACCCAAGCUCGAAGAGUUCACGCUGUCCAAUUUUAUCUAUGACAACGCUUACGAACAGUUCUCUAUAAUUGUCAACUAUCAUCAGCUUGUGCGAUUAGGGCUUUUCGGGAACUCCGGCGGAACCCAUUACUUUCUCCAGGAGCUUGCCGAGAGUAGCGAGGAGAACAAGCUUCGUUUGAAGCAUAUUGCUGUGGAAAUUGCGGGUGACAUCGCGGAAUCCACUGAGCUCGUUCCUCUGCGAUUAUCCUUGAAUCAGAUAUACAAGGCCUGCGAACCCCUUGAGAGCUUCCAUAUACACUACCCGCACGGCGACCACUCAUCCGACUUUGAUGUGUACGACUUCCUAAAGCCGUUCACUGAUCGCGGGCACAAUUUGCAAAGUCUGAGCUACCACGUCGAACAGUGGAACUGGGGCCAAUUGAACCACGACGUUAUAGAUGUGCUAUACCGGGUAAGCCAGGAAUCCUUUCGACAAGUAAAACAGCUUGCGGUGUACUUCGAGGAAGCAUUAAUGCUUGACGGCCUAUGGAAUGAAGAGGCCAGAUUCAUGAUCUUUAUGACGUGGAUAGGGUAUUUCCGAGAAUUACGCUUGCUCCACCUCCGCCUGCCACACUGCGUUCGCAUGGGGCAGAGCAAACACGGAUGGGACCCCGCACUAUUGAUCCUACAGCUGCAAACCUUCGCAAACCGAGUCUUUGAGUUUCUAGGUCCAGAGUCGAAGUUGGACGCUCUGGUGAUCGGUCAUGUGUCGACUUUGCGGAACCCAGAAAACCUAGACCGCGUGCGUCCACUUCCGCAGCAAUGCUUUCUCCGAGGCAAGCAAAGAGAUAUCCUAGGUCGUACCGUCCCCGUUGCGGUUCCUGUUACGAGGAUGAUGUUGCGUGAAACGCAACCGUACACAGAUAUUCUGGAAGUCGACUACCGUACUGCCGCCGAUGAAUGGGAGGCGUGGGCAACUCGAACGAUGUGA